AUGUCGUCGGAAUUUAUAAAGAUUUUCAGUUCAAUCUUCAUUAGAAUAUCUACGGCUAAUAUUAAGAUGUCAGUGCUAGGAGAAAAGAGCAAAAUAGACACUUGUAAGAUGUCUGUGCUAGGAGAAAAGAGCAAGAUAGACACUUGGUACCAUAGGUUGUGUCAGCGUGUCCUCAAAGCAGGUCCUGUACCCAGACAUGUAGCAUUUAUUAUGGAUGGCAAUAGAAGGUUUGCCAAGAAGCAACAUAUAGAAAGAGCAGAGGGACAUGUUAAAGGAUUUGAUAAACUUGCUGAGACGCUAGAUUGGUGUUUAAGGUUAGGAAUCACUGAGGUUACUGUUUAUGCCUUCAGCAUUGAAAACUUCAAACGUUCCAAAGAAGAAGUAGAAGGUUUAAUGGAAUUGGCCAAACAAAAGUUUACCAGACUUUUACAAGAAAGGGAGUUGAUAGAAAAACAUGAUGUUUGUGUCAGAGUGAUAGGAGAUAUCACCAUGCUGCCUUCAGAUGUACAAGAGGUCGUGGCUGAGGCUGUCUACAUAUCUAGAAACAAUAAAAAAGCUAUCCUCAAUGUCUGUCUCGCCUAUACAUCUAGAGAUGAGAUCUGUAAUGCAAUGAGGGAAUGUGCAGAAGGAGUAGAGCUAGGGAUCAUAAAAGAUAGUGAUAUAACAGAGAGAGUGCUUGAGAACUGCUUCUACACCAAUAAAUCCAGAAAGUUAGAUAUGUUAGUCAGAACCUCUGGAGAGGUACGGCUCAGUGACUUCAUGUUAUGGCAGAGUUCCUAUUCUGUGUUGUCAUUUGUGGAGGUGUUAUGGCCUGAGUUUAGUGUAUGGCACAUGUAUGCAGGAGUUCUACAUUACCAGAAACAUCAUAAAGGAAUUGCGGAUGCUUAUACAGAUUAUCAACUAGACCAAGAAAGAUUACAAAGGGAAUCUGACUUAGAAUGUCUCAUGCAAGAACUUAACCUAACAGGGGGCCACACAACAUCUAAACCCCCAGUAACCAAUCUUGAAGAACAAUUGCUACAAUAUAAGGCAGAUAGAGAGAAACGUUUGGAAAACUUUAAACAACAUGUUAUUUCAAAACGUGAAAACUUUAUAGAGAAUAUAGCGUGCAGUAAAAAACAUCAGAUUUUAGGGACUUCUGCUAGCACCGGGAUUGUGAAUGUAUAGAGUAAAAAAUAAUUAAUAUUAAUUUAUAGAUACAUGUUAGUGAUCUCCCAAGCAUUAAAGCAAGUGGGCACAGCAUUCACCUG
Owenia fusiformis is the source of this 1250-nucleotide messenger RNA. NCBI's taxonomy places the organism in Eukaryota, Metazoa, Annelida, Polychaeta, Sabellida, Oweniidae. The record is from the annotation of a GenBank genome assembly.